GGAAGGUGGCCCAGCGCCCGUGCUGCCCCCUCACUCGCUCGCACACACAUACACACGCCAACCCAGCGCGCCCGAAGCGCCACAGAUCUGCAAAAGUUUCUGCUCGCGACUCGGCUCUCUUUCCCCUGGACUUUUGAACGAUUUGAGGUUGAGAGAGGAACGCAGAGGCGCACUGGGGAGCAGCGAGCACCGCCGGACUCCCCGAGAACUUUUCUGCAGCUCGGAAGCAGGCAGCCGGGGCUGCAUUCUCGCCGCCGUGCCCCGAGCCGGGGCCGACCCGCCACUCUCCGGAGCAGCCUCGGCGGCGGCGGCAGCGGAGAGAUCAGGAGACUACCCCGCGUGUGAGUCUGCGGCUGCUGUUGCGGGACGUCUUCGCGGGGCGGGAGGCUCGCGCCGUAGCCAGCGCCAUGCAAAACUACAAGUACGACAAGGCGAUCGCUCCGGAGAGCAAGAACGGCGGCAGCCCGGCCCUCAACAACAACCCUAGGAGGAGCGGCAGCAAGCGGGUGCUGCUCAUCUGCCUGGACCUCUUCUGCCUCUUCAUGGCGGGCCUGCCCUUCCUCAUCAUCGAGUCAAGCGCCAUCCAGCCUUACCAACGAGGGUUUUACUGCAAUGAUGAGAGCAUUAAGUAUCCGCUGAAAACUGGCGAGACAAUUAAUGACGCUGUGCUCUGCGCCGUGGGGAUCGUCAUUGCCAUCCUUGCGAUCAUCACAGGGGAAUUCUACCGAAUCUAUUACCUGAAGGAGAAGUCUCGGUCAACGGUUCAGAAUCCCUACGUGGCAGCACUCUAUAAGCAAGUGGGUUGCUUCGUCUUUGGCUGUGCCAUCAGCCAGUCUUUCACAGACAUUGCCAAAGUAUCCAUAGGGCGCCUGCGUCCUCACUUCUUGAGUGUCUGCAACCCAGAUUUCAGCCAGAUCAACUGCUCCCAGGGCUACAUUCAAAACUACAGAUGCAGAGGAGAUGACAGCAAAAUCCAGGAAGCUAGGAAGUCCUUUUUCUCCGGUCACGCCUCCUUCUCCAUGUACACCAUGCUGUAUUUGGUGCUGUACCUGCAGGCCCGCUUUACUUGGCGAGGUGCCCGCCUGCUCCGGCCCCUCCUGCAGUUCACCUUGCUCAUGAUGGCCUUCUACACGGGACUGUCACGUGUCUCUGACCACAAGCACCAUCCCGGUGAUGUCCUGGCAGGAUUUGCUCAAGGAGCCCUGGUGGCCUGCUGCAUAGUUUUCUUCGUGUCUGACCUCUUCAAGAGCAAGACGACUCUCUCCCUGCCUCCCCCUGCUAUCAGGAAGGAAAUCCUCUCGCCUGUGGACAUUAUUGAGAGGAACAAUCACCACAACAUGGUGUAGGAGCCACCCACCUCUCAAGCUGUUUUUGUAAAAUGACUGCUGACAGCAAUUUCUUGCUGCUCUCCAAUCUCAUCAGACAGUAGAAUGUAGGGAAAAAAACUUUUUGCCUGACUGAUUU
Trichechus manatus latirostris (Florida manatee) is the source of this 1464-nucleotide messenger RNA. RefSeq names its product phospholipid phosphatase 3 (gene PLPP3). The coding region runs from base 408 to 1346 and encodes 312 amino acids. NCBI's taxonomy places the organism in Eukaryota, Metazoa, Chordata, Mammalia, Sirenia, Trichechidae. Gene Ontology annotation, cellular component: plasma membrane. The record is from RefSeq and is a predicted model, not a curated record. Gene Ontology annotation, molecular function: phosphatidate phosphatase activity; sphingosine-1-phosphate phosphatase activity. Gene Ontology annotation, biological process: phospholipid dephosphorylation; signal transduction; phospholipid metabolic process. The transcript is spliced from 6 exons.